CUUCGGCAACCGCUACACGGUCGAUAUGGCGACCGAUCUAAAAACGCGACAUUUUCUUAAGAAAAGAUGAAGUUUGUCAUACUCACGUUGGAUGAGUAUCAUGUUUCACACUAUGUGAUGAGCACCUACGGCGUGUGAACCUAUUUAAGAACUCCUGUGUUCAGAAGAUUUUUUGAUUCCAGUGGAAUCUUCCAUUCUUUUCUUCUUUUCUUUUUUACACCAAACACCUAGUGUGUGUCACUCUGUCUCUGUCACACACACACACACACCUAACCACUCACUCUGAGAAGCAUUCUUUUGUGGAAUACCUACUGCAUUUACAUGUAGACCAAGACCUGCUACGAUGCCUGUGCAAGCUCCACAAUGGACAGAGUUUCUGCUGUGUCCGAUAUGCACCCAGACGUUCGAGGAGACAGUACGUCGGCCCAUCAGCCUGGGUUGUGGCCACACUGUUUGCAAGAUGUGCCUAAACAAGCUGCACCGCAAGGCCUGCCCCUUUGACCAGACUGCUAUCAACACUGACAUAGAGCAGUUGCCUGUUAACUCAGCCCUCCUGCAGCUGGUUGGAGGCCAGGUGCCCAAACCGCAGCCAGUGGCACUGAUCACCUCCCCCGAAGAUACCAAACAUUAUGAUGAGGCAAGACAGUGUGUGGAAGAGCUGGCCCUUUAUCUUAAACCCCUCAGCAGUGCCAGAGGUGUGGGGCUGAGUAAUGCUGCUCAGAGCGCGCUGAGUCGACCCAUGCAAAGGAAACUGGUCACGCUUGUGCACUGCCAACUGGUGGAAGAGGAGGGCAGGGUGAGAGCCAUGCGGGCAGCCCGCUCACUGGGCGAACGCACUGUUACCGAACUCAUCCUGCAGCACCAGAACCCCCAGCAGCUCUCCUCGAACCUGUGGGCGGCAGUGAGGGCACGGGGCUGCCAGUUCCUCGGACCAGCCAUGCAGGAAGAAGCCCUGAAGUUAGUUCUGUUGGCAUUGGAGGAUGGCUCUGCCCUGUCCCGGAAGGUACUAGUACUCUUUGUGGUCCAGAGGCUGGAGCCCAGGUUUCCUCAGGCAUCCAAAACCAGUAUCGGACACGUUGUUCAGCUCUUAUACAGAGCGUCCUGUUUCAAGGUGACAAAGCGAGAUGAGGACUCUUCCCUAAUGCAGCUGAAGGAGGAGUUCCGCACGUACGAAGCCCUUCGGCGGGAGCACGACUCUCAGAUCGUCCAGAUCGCCAUGGAGGGGGGUCUGCGCAUCGCCCCUGACCAGUGGUCCUCUCUGCUUUAUGGAGACCAGUCCCAUAAGUCUCACAUGCAGUCGAUCAUAGACAAGUUGCAGACUCCAGCAUCAUUUGCCCAGAGUGUGCAGGAGUUGACCAUCGCACUACAGAGGACUGGAGAUCCAGCCAAUCUCAACCGGCUGAGACCUCACCUUGAACUGCUGGCCAACAUCGACCCCAGUCCAGAUGCGCCGCCUCCCACAUGGGACCAGUUGGAGAAAGGACUAGUGGCAGUGAAGACUGUGGUUCACGGCCUUGUGGACUUCAUCCAGAACCACAGUAAGAAGGGAACGGACCAGCAGCAGCCGCCUCAGCACAGCAAGUAUAAGACGUACAUGUGCCGGGACAUGAAGCAGAAAGGGGGGUGUCCCCGCGGGGCCAGCUGCACCUUCGCCCACUCACAGGAAGAGCUGGAGAAAUACCGGAAGAUGAAUAAACGUCUAGCUGCACGUCUGCCCUGUCCCACCGGCCUGCUGCCCGAUGAAGGCGUGUCAGUGGAGGGUAUAACCCGUAAGCCAUCCCCUCUGACCAAUGGCAUUGUGGCCACGGGCCCAGGGACGCCCUUGCCCCAGCUCAUCGCCCGUGGCACUGACUCUUCCUAUGACCUGGUGCGAAAACCCAAGGUGGACGGCACGAGUCUGAGCGCCCCUGGAUCGCCCCCUGAUCCUCUGGAUAAAUCCGGAAUGCCCCAUAUCUUGCCCCACCCCAGGGCGGACCACCUGCCCCUCCCUAAGCAGGUGCCUGUGGUUCCCCGUGCCCCCCAGAUGUACCCGCAGCAGCAGCCGGAGCUCUUUUACCCAGACGCUCGGCCUCCUCCCUCAGGGUCCCAGUACGAUGCCCAGUACCCUACAGGUAACCCCUACCCAUACCAGCCUCCCCAGUAUGUGCCAUCCCGCUACAUCCGUAACCCACCACCUCCAAGCGAUUCUGCCAUGACACCUUAUCAGGACCCUUAUCCUGGCUAUGGCCCCGAGCGCCCGUACCCAGGCCCCCAUUCCGGCCCCCCAUUCUCAGCUCCGCACCCGUACCCUCCCCCAUCCCACUACGACGCUCAAAGGCACACCCCCUAUGCCGGACCCCCUCCACCCCCUCAGUCCUUUGCCCCGCCAAGAGAGGACCUGGUUAGGAUGAGCCCUGUGCCCCUUGACAUACCUCCAGCACCCAUGCCUCCACCUUCCACGGGGGCUGCAGGGUCCUUGUACCACCCAGAAUCGUCUCUGAGGGAGCGUUACCCACCUGAGGGCUAUUACCCAGCUGGACCUCACCCCGGCCAGAUGAGGUCCCAUGUAAGGGACCCCUACAGCCGUACCCAGCACAGUCUGGACUAUUUGCACCGCAGACGCAAGGAGCUCCUUGUUCAGCUGGAGGAGAGGAAGGUCAUCUCUCCACCACCCUUUGCUGCUUCCCCCACUCUGUCCCAUGCCUUCAGCAGUGAUUACCCUCAGGAGUAUUUGGAGGAUGGCUCUAAGAGCUUUGGGACGGGCAGAGAGUCAGACUAUGCUGGCCAGUACUCCCCCUGGUCAUGUGACACCAUUGGAUCUUACAUUGGCUCUAAGGAUGCCAAGCCCAAAGAUGUCAUGGCGACUGCUGCAACGGAAAUGAUGAAUGUUGAGGGGAAGAGUCUGAGGGAACCGCCCAUUGAUGCUCAGCGGCGGUCGGCAGAAGCUAAAGACGAUGACCCCAUCAUCCCCUUUGGCCCUCUGCCCACUGUCUCGCCUUUUGGUGCCAUCUCUCGGACAUCCAAAACAGGGUACCAAACCACCGGCCCAGUGCAAGCCAUGGCGUCCUCACAGGCCUCUGGCUCUAAGCACAUGACCAUGACAGCAGAGUACUCCUAUGGGAACCAUGGAGCCUGGAGUGGAUCUUCUUACCCUCAGCACCAGAGUGUGGGAUCUCAGGGACACUUCAGCGAACGACUGCCCAUUCCAGCCCCUGAUCGCGAACAGCUGAAGAUUGAACUCCAACAGGUUAACCAACAGAUCAGUCAGCAGACCCAGAUCCGAGGCAUGGAGGCUGCUAGUAACUCUCUGCUGUUGCAGAGAGAAGCCAGUGCUCUGGCUUCCCAGCCUGCUGCUACCACUAAAUGGCCUGCAGGGGGUGCUGUGUCCAGCGAGCAGCUUAGUCUAGAGCUGCAUCACGUGGAGAGGGAGAUUGGAAAGCGGACCCGUGAAAUUGCCAUGGAAAACCAGGUGGCCCACGAGGCCCAGUAUAAACUCAAAGCCACUGAGAACGGUCAGCCUGACCACAAAGCCCAGCUGGAGGAGCUCUCUCUCUCUCUGGGCGACGUCACUAAUGGAUCGAGUAAUUUGGUGCCAGCCAGUAGUGUGGGUGGAACCAUUUUGUCUUUGAGCAGUAAGACAUCUGCACUCAGUCUCUGCUCUGCCGACCAAGCAUCAAGUGCUUCAGAGAUUCAGAAGAAUGGUGUUGUGCACUCCUGCUCCUAGAGCUCAGUCACACACAUACACAAACAAACAAUAGGAACUUAUUGUCCAUAGGGCCUCAAUACAUCAGACCUCUGAAUCAAGAUCAGAAUGAAACGCAGUUAACAGCAUUUAUACAAAAACACACACACGCACGCGUGCGCAUAUACA
Messenger RNA from Chanos chanos (milkfish), 3850 nucleotides. RefSeq names its product ring finger and CCCH-type domains 1b (gene rc3h1b). Gene Ontology annotation, cellular component: cytoplasmic stress granule. The record is from RefSeq and is a predicted model, not a curated record. NCBI's taxonomy places the organism in Eukaryota, Metazoa, Chordata, Actinopteri, Gonorynchiformes, Chanidae. Gene Ontology annotation, molecular function: RNA stem-loop binding; mRNA binding; double-stranded RNA binding. Gene Ontology annotation, biological process: protein polyubiquitination; nuclear-transcribed mRNA catabolic process, deadenylation-dependent decay; ubiquitin-dependent protein catabolic process. The coding region runs from base 344 to 3703 and encodes 1119 amino acids. The transcript has 19 exons.